AUGUUCACAGGGUGUGGAGUGGUCACCGGCCCGAACCAGUACCUGACCAGAGACGCCGUCAGGCCCCACCCAGGACUGGAGGUGAACAGACCGAUCCAAAUGGAGAAUGGGGUAAUCCCCGGGACCUGCGCUGUCUACCAGGGUCAAACUCACAGCAAUGCUGGUCAGCCAGCAGUGGUCAAUGUUUCCAGCCCGCUGAAGCCAGCGCCACUACCAAUCCCUCCCCCUGCACUCAAACUAGGACAGGAGGGGUUCAAGAAAGUCUGCCGAACUGAGGAGGACAGCCCCUGUCCCUUUCCAGGAUUGGCCUCUGGGGUGCUGGAGAUGCGCGUGAAGGAGGGAAGUAAAAUCCGCAAUUUAAUGGGAUUUGCCAUGGCACGGAUGCAGGGAGAGAAGGGUGUAAGUGGGGGAGGUGUGACUGGUGGUGGACUGAGGCAGGUGGUCUUCACUGGGUCGGGCCGUGCAGUCACAAAGACCAUCACCUGUGCUGAGAUCAUGAAACGAAAAGUGGGCUCUCUGCACCAACUGACUAAACUCCAGUACAAGGUGGUCAAAGAGGUGUGGGAGAGCACUGAAGGGGGGACAUCUGAGAUGACGGUGCACAGGACUGUGCCCUCCAUCAGCAUCCUUCUUUCCAAAGACCCCCUGGAUCCGCAGGAGCCAGGUUAUCAACCUCCAGAGACUCUUAGUGCAUUGUGGGAGGAGAAAGAGGGUGUCGAAUCUGCCUCCCAGAAAACAUGCAAGAGACCUCUCGGACCUUUGCCAUACAGCAGUUUCACUCACUGUAAGAGAAUGUGUUUGGGGGAAGGAGUCUCAGUCCUCCCUCCUCAAUGACUGGCUGAACCGGUGUCAAACAGUGG
Messenger RNA from Seriola dumerili (greater amberjack), 860 nucleotides. RefSeq lists its product as uncharacterized. The record is from RefSeq and is a predicted model, not a curated record. Gene Ontology annotation, biological process: tRNA 5'-leader removal. Lineage: Eukaryota; Metazoa; Chordata; Actinopteri; Carangiformes; Carangidae. Gene Ontology annotation, cellular component: ribonuclease MRP complex. The coding region runs from base 1 to 834 and encodes 277 amino acids. Gene Ontology annotation, molecular function: RNA binding. The transcript has a single exon.